Vicia villosa (hairy vetch) is the source of this 480-nucleotide messenger RNA. RefSeq names its product NDR1/HIN1-like protein 10. The transcript has a single exon. Lineage: Eukaryota; Viridiplantae; Streptophyta; Magnoliopsida; Fabales; Fabaceae. The coding region runs from base 1 to 480 and encodes 159 amino acids. The record is from RefSeq and is a predicted model, not a curated record.
AUGGGUUCUUUGCUGAUAGUUUUUAUGUUGCUAGUUGAAAAUUUUUCGUCCUCCGACAUCGACCUCGAGUUUAACAUAACAGAUGCCUCAAUCAAGCAGUUUACUCUUACAAGCGACAACACCUUAUAUUAUAAUCUUAAGCUCAACGUUAAAGCAAGAAAUUUGAAAGAAAAAAUUUUGUAUUCUGAAAUGAUCACUGCUAUUUCUUCUUAUAAAGAUAAUGAGUUUGCUGUGGUGGUUAUGGCACCCUUUGUCAUAGCUCCUAAGAAUACCAUUAUGCUUAAGCAAGUCGUGUUUGAAGGGAACAGUUUGAUCAAGCUCAAGCCGCAACAAGUUGUUGAGUAUAACAAUGAGACACAAUUGGGGUUUUAUAAUGUAAAUUUGAGAUUAGAACCAUAUGCUCAUUGUUUAGGUUUAAGAGUUCCUAUGAUUUCCAAUGGUAAACUAGAACCUACUUUUAAUGUUACCAAAUGCGCCUAA